AUAAGGACAGAGGCCCAUUUCAUAAAAUGCAAGAGCUUCACAUGUAUCACUGUGUGCACAAUCGUCGCCUACACUCAUCACAUCACUGCCUGCCCCCAUGUGCUUUUUUUGAGUGGGAAGAGUUAUGUGAACUUGGCUAUCUCUGCAAAGCCCUCGUGCCACAUGUUCAGGAGCUGUGAGAUGAAGGGUUUGGGUGCAUGGUUACUCCUACACCACAGAAAAUGUUUUCAGAGUCCUCUGAAACCUUAAAGACCAGCUCAGUAUGUGUUCAGUGGGGAAAAGCCAUCAUGUGUCUUACUUUAGGCUUUUCUAACCAUUUUUCAUCUCUCUAGAGACUUGAUGGAAGAUCUGGCCGGCUUGCGCCUCCCUCGCCCAUGGGAUGGCAUUUCAUAUUGCCACACGAUGCGCUGGAAGGAAUGAAGGUCACUAGCACUCCUGCAGAUGCUUCUUAGAGCUGUCAGAACAGGACCAACAAAGAUGUUUGCAAGGCUCCAUGUGCUUGUGCUGGCUUUAUUUUCCAAAGGAGGCUUCCUUUCUCUAGGUGACCACAACUUUAUGAGGAAAGAAAUUAAGAUUGAAGGAGACCUGGUUCUGGGUGGUCUGUUCCCUAUUAAGGAAAAGGGCAGUGGAGCAGAAGAAUGUGGGAGAAUCAAUGAAGACCGAGGUAUCCAGCGUUUGGAGGCAAUGUUGUUUGCGAUUGAUGAGAUCAACAGAGACAGCUCCUUGCUCCCAGGAAUUAAGCUUGGAGUUCACAUUUUGGACACUUGCUCCCGGGACACGUAUGCAUUAGAACAGUCCCUGGAGUUUGUCAGGGCUUCUUUGACUAAAGUGGAUGAAGCCGAAUAUAUGUGUCCUGAUGGGUCGUACGCGAUUCAAGAAAACAUCCCACUACUCAUUGCAGGAGUCAUUGGAGGUUCUUACAGCAGCGUCUCCAUACAGGUGAGAUAUCUUAACACUUAAGAACAAGUUUUCCAUCUCAAUGUCCUUUUACCUACUCUACAGAAUCCAAUGGGGAAACACUCAUGAGCCCAUGUGGGUGUCAGGGAAGAACCAGACAUGUGGGUCAUGCUACCCAGCUGAGGUUCCUCCCAAAAGGAGCUGGAAAGUGUAGCAGCUCCUGUCAGGCAGAGCCACCUGAAUUACACUCAGCUAGCAGGCAGAAAAGGACGGCUGGAUAAGGAGGGCUGCAAAGGAUGGGUGGUGUGUGGCUUUGGGUAUAAAAGAAACCACAAGAAUGAAAGGGAGUUUGAGAGACUUGCUGAUGAAGAUUGGUGAUCAUCAUUUGACCACAGAGGAUAACCCUGAAGCAUGAUGUUCACUGGCAGGAGCAGGAGUUCAUCUCCUUUCCUUCACUAGCUUGAGGCCAGAAUUAGGACUAGUGGAAGAGAGGGCAUUCUCCUUCCAAAAGCCCAGGAAUUGCCUUCACAUGUGGUGGACCAAGCUGAGUUCAAUUCUGCUAUGGAUGACUUUGACAUAAGAAUACUGAGUUCAGUUUGGAAAUGUCUUCUCUAGUUAAACUUGGAUCGAUGUGAGAUGUUGUGUUUACCCUAACUCAGUAGUGGAGCACAUGCUUGACAUGCACAGAGUCCUAAGUUCAACCCCUGGCAUCUCCAGGCUCUCAGGCAGACUCUGGAUUUAAAAAAUCCUGCACUUGAGAACAUGGUAAGCCACUGCCAAUCAGCGUUGGCAAUACUGGGGUAAGGGUAGGCCAAUGAUCUGAUUCAGUAUGGGGUCACUUCAAAUAUUAGAGGGGGGGUCACCUCUGGCCUGGAGACCAAAUGUCGUCCUCCUGGCCUCUCUAUUUGGUCCUCUCCCCAAGAGACACCCCUCACUCGCUUGGCUCUUUGAGCUCUUUUGCCUGGCUGGAACGUGUCCUUGAACUGAGAUGAUGCUUGCCUGGUUCCUAGUUGCUGUGGAAAGCAGCUCUGUGGUGUUUAAAUUUGAGUCUUAAACCAACACAGUUGUCUCCAGUUCUGUACAUGUACCUGCAGGCCCUCUGAUGUCCUUCCCGCAUAAUCAGCUAGAUGUAAACAGAGCCAAGGCUGGAAGUGAUGGAGGAACACUGCUGUCCCAGAGAUGUCUUGAAAUGGGACAAUUCUGCUGGUGGAGAGGGCCACCAGCAAAAGCAGAGUGACAGCGAGCCUUGGAGGUAGUGCCUGACAGGGAAGAAUAAGGGUGCGCUAUGCUCCAUUUGCCCUCACCACAGGCUAUUUGAGAAGACUCUCAAAGAAGGGCCCACUUCAGCUAGAUCUUCAAGGUGGACUCUAACUGUUUCCAGACAAAAGGAGGCUUGGGGAGAAUAAGUUGCUCCUCUCCAAGAACGUCUGGGUGCUCUGGAGCUGUAAGCAGACUUUCGUUCUCAAAGAAUUGUGAGUUUUGGACUCAGUCUAGGGGGCAGGACCUUGCAAUAUGGAAUAAUGAAACUUACAAAUAUAUUGGUUUCCUCUUCUAGUGAAACUGGCAUAAAUCACUUGUGGGACUAACAGUGCCCACCUUAGAAUCAAAGAAAUGGCAUUAAGGAAUGUAGACCUUUGGGGUCAUCUCAUCUAGUUUCCACGGCUAACAGAAGGCUCAGAGCACUGGAGUACAUUGUCCAGUUCCAAAUGCUCAGGCUCUCCUUCAUGACUUGAAAUUAUAAAGGUGUAACAAGCAAUGCAUUUUGUACCAGCUAUAUGUGUUUACAAGCUUCUGACUCAAGCAGACCUUCCUCCUGAGAUCAAUAGCAAACGGCCUCAGUGCUAGAAUGCAGGAUUAGGGUCCAGUUGAAAAGAUUUUUUUCUGGAAAAGAAAUAACAGCUGUGGAUCUGAAAGUUUGCUCAAGCACUUGAAACUCAAACUGGGGACAAGGUGACAAAGAACUCAACUGGACAAUGCACAUAGUAGUAGUAGUAAUACCACCCUGCCCAUCUGGGGAACUCUAUAUGCACUCUAUGUUCAGUAAGGUUGCCAUUCUGUGACCAUUCAGCAUAAAACCAUGGUCACAACAGGUCAGGGAGACAGGGUUGAUCUGUGCAUGCACAUUGCUCUGUAGAGCACACACUGAAUAGGCAGGGACCUUCCUUGGACAGUGGAGAGGUGAGCAGACACCCUGCCUCCCAUGAUGCAUGUAACAUAGCAUCUAAGGUUACAUGGAGGCGUGACUCUACAUCACCAACAUAUAAGGUUGGCAGAGAAAAAAUCUGCACCUGCAAUUUCCUGAUUGUCAGCUGAUUAAAAAACCCCAACUCUUCUAGCAGCAGUGGGAAAUCUAAAGCAGACCCACCUGGCCUCACCAUUUGGCUCAUGAAGCCAUGUUGGCCAAGCCACAGCUACCUGUCUUACAUGUCAGGUGUGGGGCAAGUAAAGAUCUCUCUGGGUCAAAAAAUGGGUUUGCAGGCUCCACUGAUCACUUAAACCAGUAGAGACUUGUGUGUGGCAUUUUGAAGUUCCAACCACAAGCUGAUUUCAGGGCAACAGGCAUUGUGCAUUAUAAGCUUAAGCCUACAUGGUUUAUUUUCAAACUGUACGGAUGAAGGGGGUCACCUGACAGCACUGUGACAUCAGGUGCCCACCUGUCAAAUUGGCCUGUUGGGGUGGGAGAGAUAAGGAUCUGGACUUUUAGCCAGAUCCAGAUCCCCACCCCUGAUUUAGAUUAUUUAUAUGCUAUUCUUUGCAUAAGCCACAUUUUACAACAGUGGUCAAAUAAAAUUAAAAGAAUACAUAAAAUCCAUUCAAAAGCAACAACAACAAUGCAACAAAUCCCUAAAUCACAAUUACUAAUAGGAGCAGCAGGAAUGAAUUCCUUUGUCUAAUCAGGUCUGUCUCCUCCAGUAACCAUAAAAGGUGUGUCCUAACCAGUCACCUAAAACUGUAUGGAGAGUUGGGGCCAGAUGCACCUCAGUGGACCACCACUGAUGUGUCCCUUUUAGUCACUGUGCUACAAUACAUCUCUGCUCUAGUGGCAUGGUCCUUCCACAUGUAAAUAUCUGUUGAUCCUUUUAGAUCUAUUUGGGCUUUCAGUUACCUCACAUGUUUAGAAUUGCCUGAGGGUGAGCAUGGCCUUGCUGCCCAGCCCAGCUGCUCUACAGCACCCCAAUGCCCAGCCCCACCAUCGGCCAAGCAUUGAAGGGGGAACGUCUACAGAAGGGAGCCUGUUGUACUCAGGAAGCUGCUGCACAUAAUUUUGAACCCUGGCCAUCCUGCAUGUUCCUGCUGUGAGCAUUGAGCAUGGAGGGUGGCAAAGCCUAGAAUGGCAGCAUGAGUGGGGCCACACUCAGCAUGAAUGGGGCCACACCCACUCGUGGGGGAGCACUGAAUGCCCAAAGAGAGUUUAAGAAUCUUAAAUAUACACUCCUAAAUUAGAAAUCAAUGGGCCAAUGGGUGACAGAGUUGAUGGGCAUUAGAGCUGAAGUCUCCUUCAGGCAAUUGCUCCUUCGGGCAAUUCCCUCCAGCACCUGAUGCCUGGGCUGCCUGUGGUGCUUUGAAGUCCCAAGUUUGGGACUUCAAAGCACCUGUGAUGUCAGGCGACUGACAGGUGGGCAGUCAAACUGGGUGCACAAAGCCAAAAAGGUUCCCUAUGCCUGACAUAGGGGAUGUCAGGGCUGGUUCAGUUGCAAUUCAGCACUGAGACUCAGAGAUGAGCAAUAAAGGCAAUUCUUUAUUCAAGGAAACGGAAUUCAAACUGAGAAUCCUAUGGGCAAGACUGGCCCUGGUAAAGCAGUUGCCAGAACUGACCAUCUGAGUCUCCUGCUUCCGCCUGUCUCCUUCCCAUCUGGCUCUUUUCGCAGCAAUCUUAAACUCCAUUUAGCUGUGCUCCCUGUGCUCUUUGUUCUGCAAAUCUGCUGGAGAUAAGCGGGGAGGGGAGCUCAGUACAGCAGGACUGGCAGGCUCCUCCGACUCUGUUACAGCCUCACCCCCCUCCUUCCCAGCUGCCUCUUCUUCCUCUCUCUCUCACCUGUCAGCACCCCACCAUUGUGUUCCCCUUCAUCCCCUGACCUGUCUUCCAUGUCUACCUCCUCUCCCCUGGCUCUGAUCCUCUUCUGAGGCUUCCACAGAGGGUUCUCCCAGGGAUGUACCAUCACAUCAAAACCUCACACUUCCACACAUUGGAAGUUUUAGAUGUAUGCACAUCCGAAGAACUCCCUGCUUCUCUGCCGCAAAUGGAACGUAUGAAAUUGACUUGCCCUGAGCUAGGUCAGUGGUCUAUCUCAUAGCCCAGGGUUUUCCUCAAUGCAGCUGCUCUCCAAGGUCUCAGGCAGAGAAAGCCUUCCUCCGUGUAUUCUUAAGAUCCUUUAACGGCAGGGUCUUUCUGCGUGCAGAACAGAAGCUCUCCCAUUAAGCCAUUCGCUCUCUCACUUUGUGUUCUGUUGCGGGUGGGGGUGGGGGUGGCUUGCUUUCAUUAAUCCCUGGAGUGGGAUGAUCCAUCACCAUCAUUGUUCCAAAACUGCCUGUCAAAGAGAACAAAGGGAAUCAGGGGCAUCAUAUUGCUUAAAUAUGGGCAGUGGGUGAAGUAGGUUUGAAGCCACCUUCUCCUGAAUAUCCUUAUGAAAAUCAGCAGGAAGGCUCCACAGGAUGUGUCUUGAGGCUCAUAGCUCACCCUCACUGCAUGUUUCAUGAUAAACACUGUGAAAGCAGAGUGAUAAGGUGUGCUGAGCUGAGCUACUCCAACAAAGAGCACCUCCCUUUCUGCCUGCCUUUGUUGUAAUUUGCAGCAAUAUUUACAAUGUCCUGCAAAUUCUGUCUGGACAGCUGUCAGUCUGAUCCUUUCUUUCUCCUGCCAGAUUCUUGCUUCCCUCAUCAUCUCUCCCAUCCACAAAAAAUGGUAAAUAAGCAAUGAGCAUCUUGACACACACAGUCAAUAGUAAAAAUUAAAAAAAUCUAAAGAGCAUAAUCUGGAGCCAAUUAAAAUCAUGUGAGUGUGAAAGAGAGAUGGCAGCAACAGUUUGCCUAGAAAGACCAGUGGGGGAAUAGCACUGUGUGAAUUUAGCUUUGCGAGAGAAGGAAGAAUAUCAUUCUUCUCAUGCACCUCUCAUUCCUGAGCUCUUCUAAUGUAAUUCCAUUUAAUUAGCUGUGCUUUCCUUCCAGAUUUUUCAUGUCAUUUCAUUUUGGAUGCAAUUUGGAUUCCCCCAGUCUGGUUUACUAACAAUUUCUAAAUAGGAUUUGAUUAAUAUAGUUCACACUUUUCAGUAUCUGCUAACUAUCCAACCAUGUAGGCAUCUCCACCACCUUAGAAGGUAUUCCAGUAUUCUGAGGUCUAAUUGGUCAUAUAAACAGUAUCGCUUCUCAGUUCUGUAAACUCAACAGCUCCAUAAAAGCUGGACACCACAGGGGCAUAAUGGGGGGGGCUGGGGUGUGUGGAUCCAGGCACAUUUUUGAGAGGGGACACAGCCAGCCAGCCCGCCCCCCCAGCUCCAUAAUCUGAGCCUGGCUCCAAAUGAAACCAGCAUAUAGGGUAUCAAGAAACGGCCAGACAUAGUCUGAAGUACAGUUUCCCAACUUGGUGCUCUCAAGAGGUUUGAACCUCCCAGCAGGCCUAGCUGACAUCACCAAUGUUCAAGGAUGCCGGCCGGGAGUUGUAAUCCAAACCAUCCAGAGAGCACCAGAUUAGAGAACAAUGGUGAAGGCACCUGGUACACCAACAGAAAAAACAUUCUAAUGGUAAGAGCUGUUUGACAGUACAGACAUAGCUAUUGGCCACAGUAUGUUACCUGAACCGCCAAACUGUGAUAGCGCUUGGAUGGAGAGCAGUUCAGAAGUAUUGUGAAGAGCUGUUAGACAGUGGAAAGGUCUUCCUCGGGAGGUGGUGUACGCUCCUUCCUUGGAGGUCUUUAAGCAGAGGUUGGAUGGCCAUCUGUCAGGGAUGCUUUACUUGAGAUUCCUGCAUGGCAGGGGGGUGGACAUGACCUUCAGGGAUCCUCAGGCAUCUCCUCCAGGUUCUGCCCAGGCUGUGAUCCACCACCUGAGAGCCACAGGCUUUCUUUUCAUUCUUCAGCUUAUGCCAGAGAACCAAGCCUCAAGCAAGAUGUGUGACUUUAAUCACCAAAUACCUGGGGGAGAGAACAGCAGACAAAUGUUCAGAUUGAGCUGGUCCAGGUAGAACCCCUCUCUCCCAUUUCUCCCUGAUGUCAUGUGCUUUGCUGGGCCUGCUCUUUCAACAUCUACACUUUCAUAGAAUCAUAGAAUUGUAGAGUUGGAAGAGAUCUUGAGGGUCAUCUAGUCCAACCCCCUGCAAUGCAGGAAUCUCAACUAGAUCAUACACAACACAACAGAAGGCCACCCAACCUCUGCUUAAAAACCUCCAAGGAAGGAGAGUCCACCACCUCCCAAGGGAGAUUGUUCCACUGUUGAACUCUCUGACUGUCAGAAAGCUCUCCCUGACGUUCAGUCAGAAUCUCUUUUCUUUUAACUUGAAGCCAUUGUUUCGGGCUCAGCCUCCGGAACAGAAGAAAGCAUAUCCCAGUGAACAGCAGCUCAGAUCUCCCUAUCGUAAGGAGUCCCUGCACAACUGAGGUCCCAAUCCCAUGGGAGAGCCUGUGCCUGUGCAGAUGUUCUUAGAUUCCCUCCAGGAAGCCCCUGUGGUGUGUGGCUGCUGGGGUCCAUGCUCUGAACAUGAGCGCUACAUACAGAGGACAGCAUGAAGAACAGGGUUCCCUGGGCAUCUGAGAAAAUUGUCCAGUGCCAGAGAAGCCAAGGCCAGAGCAGUGAAUCAUCCGUCGUUACUGCAGGCCCCUCCCCUGUGGGCAGGACCUUUAGGCCUGCAGGUUGUCUGAGAGCACAGCCUUUGCAAAAUACAGGGCUAUGUCCGUGGCAGGAGGGCACGGGGGGUGGGGGUGGCAUACCAUCCAUGUUCCUCCGCAGAUGGAAUGGCAAUGCUGUAAAGUUGGCAUCAAAAAAGGUGUGAAUCAGGGGCCUCCUUUGGAAGGAAAGUGCCUCUGCUCUGACUGUUCUGCUUUGCUAAUCAAGUCAUAAGAGGCUUUAAGGCACUGCCUUCCUGGGGUGCUAUAAUAGCAGAUAAUGAAUAUUUAGCUAGAUUUUUACAGUUUAAUAUCCAAGAUGGCUGGCAGGCAAUAACUCUGAACAGGCACAGUUUCAUUUUUCAGGGUUAUUUUUUCUUAAUUUUUUUCCCUGCAGGCACCAAUGCGGUUAGAGAAUCUGUUUUAAGCGAAUGCAAUAAAAUCUUCUUAGAAUAUCCUAGUGAUGCAAUUAGCAGAUUUAGCUCUCAAAUUUCCAUGAAUGCACUGUAUAAUUUUAAUAUCUAUUGACUGGGGCCUGAGUAAAUAACUUGGUGACUUCUCAGACUACCUCUUUACAGCUUCUUGGAUAAAAUGUCAAAAAGCAUUUUAACAUGAAUGUUGCUCACUUCAUGAUAGUAAGUUCAAGUAGCUGAUUUGCCUGCAGGAAAAAGCCAGCACAGAUAAAACUCUAGAAAGUAACCUUUCAGGUACCCUCAAACACAAUAAACUUCCAUGGAGCUGCUUUGCACAUUCAAGCCUGGCCACCAUCUGCUUCAGAAUGUGGUGGCAGAAUACUAAGAUAUAUUGUUUUAGAAAACAGGUAGCAAAUACCAUUUAAAAAUAGAUAUUUCCUGGGGGGGGGGACCCCCAAACCCUGCAAGGAGAAAUUUUCAUCAUAUAUUCCCUCUAAUACAUCUGGAACCAAUCUGUGUAAAACUCUCAUCAUCUGCCAUGUGGGGCAGAUCCACCCCAUAUCUUUAAAGCACAUUCAAUAUUCAAAGUGGUGACUUCCCCAAACUAAACCUUGGCGCUGUAGUUUGUUAAGAGUGCCAGAAAUCGCAGCUUUGUGAGGAGAAAUCUACAUUUCCCAGGAUUUAGGGAGGAAGUCAUGUACUUUAAGUGUAUGUUGAAUGUGCUUUAAACAAAUGCUCUGGAUCUGCCCCCUGCUCAUGGUUGCAAUGGGGUCAUAUGAGCUAAUAUAUCUGUUCUUCUUCCUAGGUUGCAAACUUGCUCAGGCUUUUCCAGAUUCCUCAGAUAAGCUACGCCUCGACCAGUGCCAAGCUGAGUGACAAGUCUCGCUAUGACUACUUUGCACGGACGGUGCCGCCUGACUUCUACCAAGCCAAAGCAAUGGCUGAGAUCCUACGGUUCUUUAACUGGACUUACGUGUCAACGGUCGCUUCUGAAGGAGACUAUGGUGAAACAGGCAUUGAAGCAUUUGAGCAAGAGGCACGCCUCCGAAAUAUAUGCAUUGCCACCUCUGAGAAGGUUGGUCGCUCCAAUAUUCGGAAGUCCUAUGACAGCGUUAUCAGAGAGCUGCUCCAGAAACCCAAUGCCAAGGUGGUCGUCCUCUUCAUGCGCAGUGAUGACUCCCGGGAGCUGAUUGCUGCAGCCAACCGAUUCAACGUUUCCUUCACAUGGGUUGCCAGUGAUGGGUGGGGAGCACAGGAAAGUGUUGUGAAGGGCAAUGAGCAUGUUGCCUAUGGCGCAAUAACUCUCGAGCUUGCUUCUCAUCCGGUUAAAGAAUUUGAUCGAUACUUCCAAAGCCUCACCCCUUACGCUAACCAUCGCAACCCCUGGUUCAAGGACUUUUGGGAGCAGAAAUUUCAGUGCAGCCUCCAGAACCGGAAACCCCACAGAAAAACGUGUGACAAACAUUUAUCUAUCAACAGUUCCAACUACGAACAAGAGUCUAAGAUCAUGUUUGUGGUGAACGCGGUAUAUGCAAUGGCGCACGCCCUGCAUAAAAUGCAACGGACCAUGUGUCCAAACACAACCAAACUCUGUGAUGCCAUGAAGCAUUUGGAUGGCAAGAAGCUCUACAAAGACUACUUACUGAAAGUCAACUUUACAGGUAAAAUGAUUAACAACACUCCUCUGAUGAGGGCACUACAAAAAUGUUGCUGGAACGAGAAAGCAUCUGACCCUGGCAUUGCUGCUUGUAGUAGAGGAAGAUUGGCAGAAGGGAAGCUGGGGAUUUAUCCUGCACUCAGAUUUUGAUCUCAAUGGGAUCAGAUGUUCAGGAAAAGUGAAAACACUCCCCUCUUUUUGGGGGGGGGUAGGGGUUUUAGGGACCUUGCCACGGUUCAUUUCUGAGCCUGGUUUGGAAAAACAUUGUCACCAUCUCUAUUCUAGAGUGGUUUGUGGUUCAGUAAAAAUAGCUUGUAUGGCGAUAAAUGGGAGUACCCCAGCACAACCACCUUAUGCCCUGAGCUCCUCUACAUCACAGCCAGUUGCCAAAUCCAAGGAAAUGUCCAUUUUUGCCUGCAAGCAUCCCAAUACACAUCCAGGGGUGGGUCAUUAACAUUACAGGACGUCUGUGAUAUUUUAUUAUGGAAAUUGGUUGUGACAAAAAAAGUUGAUAUAUUAUUUCAUGUUUUUUAACCAUUGAUUGAAUGAGGAGCCACUGUAGAUGAGGCCCAUUCUCAUGUUGCCACCCUCUCAUGGAGGAGGCACAAAGAACCACUGCGAUUGCCCCCUUCUCUCCCCAGCUCCUCUUUUCCCAGGCACAUCCUACGCCCCAACAGUGCAGUGAAUGCGUCUGUUUGUUGUAGCUUGUUUUUACUAUUCUGCCCACAAAUACUGUAGCUAAGGUAUUUCUGUCCAGUGUUUCACUAGGGAGCAAUUUUUUGUCCUAGCAAAUGAGAGCAUGAAUCAUUCAACAAAACAGCCUGCAUAAUAAGGAGAUUGAGGUGUUGGAUUAACAAGCUUUGAUAAUUUAUUAUAGAUCAUUUUUGCCAUUUGAUUUGGACUUGCUAGGUAAUCAAUAUUUCACAGCACAGGGCAGUCUUCAGGGCAGUCUGCAAUGAUGAGAUCUAUUGAUCUGACAUGUUGACAACAUUUGACACUAUCUGCAGCUUUGGCUAUGAAUUGGUUGUAGUUGUGACAGUGAUCUAACUCUGUGCCUUCUUAUCCGUACACAAGUUCCACUGAUUUUGAAGACACACAUGCAGGAGUGAAAGUGCACAGGAAAGGAAGUUUGUAUGUUACAUCUCUAUGCAAUAACAAUGAUUAAAAGAUGCUCAUUGGAUUUUUCACUGGCAAUAUAAUAAUAAUCCAGUCUUAUAAAAUAUAUAUCCCCGUAGGUCAGGCUUUUAAACAUUUACGUACCAGCAUUGUAUACAACAUCUCCAGGCAACCAGGUACUAAAGUUUUACACAACUUGGCUCUUCUUUUGGCCGCAAAUAAAUAGCAGAGGUCUGUGUAUAUGGAUGGACUAGUAACUUUGGUAAACCUAUUUUCAUGGUUCAUAUUAAUCCACUGGCAGUCAAUACAUACGGCAAGCCUAACAGUUGCUAAGAACCAUAAAAAUAAGCCUUAAUAACCCAUGCCUAACUGUUUUUCAUCCUAAAACCAAGAGACGACGUACACCUUUAUGAAUGGACAACAGCCAGCCAAUGAAAGUCUUUGACCAGCAAUAUGUUUGAAUGUAGACAAAUUAGACAAAUUCACAGAAACAUAGAAUUGUAGUACUUGACAGCUAUUUGAUGCCUGUCCACAAAAAGUGCAUGCCCAAACAAUUGAAGAUUGGUUACAAGGUAAUGUCACCGCUGGAGAACAAAGAAGAAGCAUGUUAUGGAUUUGUUCAGCCUUUUAGAAUUGGACUGUGACAAGUGGAAGCCCUGAAGCACACCCCCAGCCCCUCACAGGAACGUACCUGGUUAGGUCUCCAGCCAGCCUGAAACAAACCUUUGUUAGGUCUCCAGCCAGCCUGAAACAAACCUUUGUUGGGGACUUACAUGGGUGGGGGGAAGUUUGAGGCUGGGUGGGGAGAAUACACAUUUUCCCUUUUUUCGCCCCUGAAACCUCCUCAUAUAAUCAGGAGGAGUUUUUUUAAAACUCAAGAUGUGUGUCUGUGAACCUUACCUCCAGGCAUACUUACUGUAAACAGCUCAGGCAGGCCCAGCCCCACCUCCUUGGGCUCCUAGAGGCCUGGUCAUGCUGCCUAAGCAGCAUUAGGAGAAGGAAAGAGGAAAACCUUGUCAGUCUAGUGAAAGAGCAAGCAGGUCCUGACAUCCCACCGCAAACUAACUUGACCAAGAAGCGAGAACCCAGGAUGGAUGGGUAUGUGGUCAGUGGUCGGCACAAGCUGUGUUUCCCUCUCUACCAGUCGUCAUGUACUCCUUUUUGGUGUCUUUUAUUUUAAUGAUUGGCUUCAAAGCAUUUCUCACCUGUCUGACGUCUGAAGCAGCUGAUGGAUGAUGCUUCAUGUAUGGCAUAAGCAAAUAGCUCUCCUGCACUUCCGUGGAGCAGUAAAGCAGAUGCACUUGAGAACACCUUGCAGAAAGGUGCACCUCCCCACAUGACCUGAGUGGCACAGCCCACACUGACAGAGGUGGGUGGGUGCAAUGGGCCCCUGUAAACAGAGCACUCUGACCUGCCCACCACCAGUGGCUCAAGUAAAGUGUCACUCUAGGAAUAGGGAGUUUGAAACUUAAAAGCUCAUUCAGCCAUGGAGCUCAGGGAAGGACUUUGCUUCAGUAGCUUUCUCUUUGCCCAGCCUACUUCACAGCAUUUCUGGGAGGACAGGGGGUGGGGUACAACCAUGCACACCAUAUCAUCAUCAUCAUCGUCAUCAUCAUUUUAAUGGAUUGCAACUAGGACUUGUCAGAGGCUUGGCACGGCUAGAGCUAGUACCUGCAGAGCUGUGUGGGAUGCUCUUCCGUCCUCGGCCUGCUCAGGUGAAAGAGAGGAGUUGGGCUGGGGGGAGAACAACCACAGAAGCAGCACGGAUUGGGAAAGUAAAGCAUUGCAUCAACAGGAACUGCCAGGGAACUCUUUCUGGGUUACAAUGACCCAGGGGUGAGCUGGGAAAGUGAACUCCUUACAAGAGCAGCUCUUGAGGGAUGAGUAAGCGAGAAGGAGAUCAGGCCAGAAACACAAGAAAGUACUCAGUGAGGAGGAGUCUCAGCCCCCCUAUACGAGACUCACUAAGAUCUCUCUGAAGGAAAGAAGAGGUUUUAGGGCUUUGGGGGCCCUAUGAGUUGGUGACUCUUAUCUAGAGGGUGAUUUCAGAACAAGAUGUAUGUAUGUAAUUCACUCCAUUUUCUGUUACUGGGUGACAACCAUACUUGAAAUAUCUCAGUGUCAAGGUGUUCCAAGUGCCAAGCACUGUGCAAAUACCUGAGAGUGUUGGAAUGGCAUUGCUUCGUUGCAGCACACAAGGUGAACAGUGGUGUGGCACUGUAAGCUGCAUUACAUCAUUUCCCCAUCCACCGAACAUUAUUUCCAAUGACUGAGUCACUUUCGCAUUCUUCCCGUUUCUCCAUUCUGUAGAAGAAUCAGGUGAGAGAGGAAACAAAGCUGACACACAAACCUCACAGGCGCAGAGAGCAUGACUGAAUAUUUUAGAGCUGUGAAAGAGAACGCCACCUUGCCAUCUGUGUCAGAAGAGUGGAGUACAGAUGGACAAGACUGGCAGGCAGAGGAUUGUACAGCAAUUAUUCUUCCUCUGCCGUCUCACCUGUCAACAUGCAACAGCUGAGUCUUCUGUUUCAAAAGCUUCUCAGUGAAUCUUGAUCUGGGGCUGUGAGGAAAGCUUGCAGAGGUUGCAUAGUUUUCCCUGGCUAGUGCCAUGCCUCAUUUCUAAACAAAAUACCCCCUUCCCACACAGAGAGACAAAAGAGAGAAAGAAGAAGAAAAUCCGCUAUCCUCCAGCAGCUCACAGAUCUACCUGUCCUUUCUCAUCCUGACUGCUUCACUGCAAACUGACAUCUGCGUUUGUUUUCCUGACAUUUCCAUGGAUUUCAGUGGAGCUGCUGGUUGUCUCUUGAUUUAUAUAGCUAGAUUUAAAAAUAGCACCAAAGGCAUUUGCAGUUAUUUAUCUUUGUAAAUCAGUCAACAGAAGAGAUUGUUACCUUCGUCUGGGAUGCUAAAAUCCUCAGCUUCAUUGAGACAUCUUUUUAUUUAAAGCUGGUCACUGAUCAAUUAACUGAUUAAAAGCAAAAUGAUGUUUAAACAUUCUAGAAAAUUCUAGAAAGCUUUACUCCAGCUCCAGACAACUGUACAAACAAGUAAUCAUUUCAGUACCAUAUAACAAUUUAAAAUACAGCAGAAAACUAAAGUGACAUAUUUCAGUGCAAAUGGCCACCAGCCAUGAAAAAUGUCCCUACAAUCAUCAUCAUCAUCAUCACCGUCAUCAUUUCUAUAUCUUGAUGGCCUUCAUCUGGUAGUCACAGGGCAAUAUAAAAGAAUGAAUGAAGAAAGAAAAUAAAUACUGUGUGAUCUUAAGACAUACUAAAAAGCAUGCAGUGGACUCAGUCAUCUCACAUUCACGAUCAUAUACAUACUCACUGUUUCAAUUUCUUAGCUUCUCCCCUAAGUCUAACUGAAUAAUGUUGUUGUUGUUUAGUCGUUUAGUCGUGUCCAGCUCUUCGUGACCCCAUGGACCAGAGCACGCCAGGCACUUCUGUCUUCCACUGCCUCCCACAGUUUAGUCAAACUCAUGCUGGUAGCUUCGAGAACACUGUCCCACCAUCUCAUCCUCUGCCGUCCCCUUCUCCUUGUGCCCUCCAUCUUUCCCAACAUCAGGGUCUUUUCCAGGGAGUCUUCUCUUCUCAUGAGGUGGCCAAAGUAUUGGAGCCUCAGCUUCAUGAUCUGUCCUUCCAGUGAGCACUCAGGGCUGAUUUCCUUAAGAAUGGAUAGGUUUGAUCUUCUUGCAGUCCAUGGGAUCUUCUUGCAGUCCAUGAGACUCAAGAGUCUCCUCCAGCACCAUAAUUCAAAAGCAUCAAUUCUUCGGCGAUCAGCCUUCUUUAUGGUCCAGCUUUCACUGAAUAAUAGGUACCUUCCAAUGGCAACAAGAUGGUGAUAAUGAAAGGGUAGAUCACAGUCCCACAACUGACAAAGUUUGGUGAAAAAUGCCCUACAGACACAAACAUAGCACACCAUUAGGUGCUACACUGCCAGGAGAAGGUAUGCUUUGGGCUAGGCAUUUCUACUCAUGAGCAGGGAUAAGGGAGAAAUUUGGCUUUCCAAAACUAUCUGCGAUCCUGAAUUUACACUUCUCUACAUUUUGUGAUGCAGUUCUCCAACCAAAACAUGUGUACAAAAAGAUGCAUAUCAGGGGAAUGUGUGCAUAAGAAUCCACAUAUUAGUAAUAUGACAUAGUAAAGUGCAUUAUAUUAAGCAAAAUUGUAUCCCAAAAUGUACGUAUUAGGCCAACUUGCAUACAAAGUUUAGACAAAUGAACACUAAAAGGCUGAUGAACUUUUGAGAGGGUUAAAAAAUAUCUGAUGCAGAAUGUAACAAAACUAAAUUCACAGACCUGCCCAUCCUUAUUCAUGAAUAAUCCCUUUAGAAACAAGGCUCAAUGUGAGUAAAGUAUCUCAGAAGGCAGUAAAUACUGAGCUAAAUUUACCUCCUGCAACUCUUUAAAAAAAAUCAAGAAAUUAUUUGUUGUAUAUUUUUCUUCACUAUCCCUCAGCCCUGCCCAUUCUCCACUUACAAACAAAUCUGUCUUGCCUUUUACUUGUGGGAUUUGCUGGACUUCAAGAGGUGAAAAAACAUGCCAUGAGAGCCCAUUUCCAUGGUAACCACUUUAUUCAGGUAAAAAAAAAGCAAACGAGCCAUUGUCCAGCAGGAAUUUGUUCCCUGGCUUCUGAGCACAUACACACACACAAACUUGAUGCCCCAUCUGCACUAGUUCAGCCAUUCAGUUGACUAAAUGUGAAAAAAAUGAAUUACUCAAGCUACUCAGUUCUAUGCUAGUUCUGCCCUGGGUCAAACCUGUGCACAAGAGUGACCGUGCAUCAGGGGCAGCCACAGCCUCUUACAAGGGUGUAAGAGAGAAGACCAGCUGCACAUGUCAACCUCGACUGGCCGCUGAGCCAUCUUUCACCUCCACCUGCUCAUGAGACCCACCUUUUAAGUUUUUCCAGCAUAUCAACAUGUUUCUGGUAACUCCCUCAACAUGUUUAUUGUUUUUUCACCUAACACAUUUCAAGUCCUUCGUGUAAAAGCCCCAAGCUUUCCCCCCGGGCUCAGGAACAUUCCUGAGCCUGGACCUCGUGGGCAAACUCAGGGGCCACACAGCUCCCUGGAGCCUUAAAAAAAAAAAAGGCCACCUGGACUUGCUGCGCAGCUUCCUGCAAAGACUGCUGUGUGUCCCAGGGAGAUUGAGGCAUAUCUGUUUGACAAACAGUUCUCCACUGCUGAACAUCAUCACCUUAAUUUUGUUUCCUUUAAAAUAUAUAUAUGUAAAAUGAGGAUAAUCGCAAAUCACAGGUUGGCUGCUCAAUAUGCACAUUUCAACAUGAAGAUAGAUCCUUCUGGAAAGCCUUCACACCCCUAAUGCAUCUGAUUCCUAGAUUUCAUAUUGAUGAUAAGCACCUGGAAUUCAUGUGAAUACUAGCAAAAAGGAAGGGCACUACAUCACGAUACAACAGGAGGUGGGGGAGAAACUCACUAGCCCAAUUCAGGUAUUAUAGAAAUGUGGAAAUUUCUCGCAUAUGAGGACCAGCAUAUUAGCAUUACCUUCUCCUGCCUCUAUCCUGUGCCCUUUGUCCUGUGCAAGUUGAUGAGUGAAUGUCUGAAAUGGGAAGCCUGCUUCUGCUUGUGGAGGUGUGAUGUAGAAUCCUGGUUCUCCAGGGUUUCCAGGAUCUACAUCAUAUGGAGAGACUCUACAAGUGCAGGUGUUUCCAUCCUUCUCCAAUAGGGGUGUACUUAUUACCUCAGUGGAGUUUUCUAUGGCCCCUGAAUAGGGCUGCUGAUCACAGUCCUUAGUAUAAAAUGGGCCAGCUUGUAGCACAAUUAAGGAGAAGUUCACUAACUUAAUUGAUGGGAAUGUGACUGGAAGCUUGAAGGUCUCUCAGAAGGUAAAUGGAAACCAUGGCACCAUAGUACCUUUAAAAAAAUGCAUGUGGUUGAAUUUUUUAAACAUCCAUCAUUCCCAGGACUUGCCACUGUGAAUGUGAGCACUAGGUGAAUUUUUCCACCCAUGAAAUAAGCAUGCAUCUUAAAUUCAUUCUGCAGGAUGGAAAACAAACUCUGCAUCACAGAUGAGUAUUAUUAUUAUCAUUAAGUCUCCCAUCGUGUUAGCAGCAGGGGCUUUAGGAUCAGGGCCGGAUGUUAUGUCUACAUGGUUUGCUGUUGAAUAACUUUCCUUGGUGGGCAGCCAAAUGAAGAAAAGUAAAAGUAUCAAGUCAUUUUAUAGCAUUUCCUCUCUUUUCAGGUUGUGGGGGGGGGUCAUAUUUGUGUCAUGCAAUGCAGUGGGAAUGAAGUCUCUAGACUCUAGAUAAUUCAUUGGACUGGAAAUGGCCUCUGGACUUCUAGUUCAGAUUUGCCUGGUAAUAGCACUACAAUAACUCCAGCCCAGCCAUACAAGACAGCAAACUAUACAGUUAGUGCUAACAGGAACUAGAGCCGUAGUUUAUUUUUCCCUCAGUUAGAACCAUUAUUUGCAAAUCUCCACCAUAUCUGAUCUGGAAUACCCCUCCACCCAAAAUCAGGAACCAGCUCAGAACAAGGGUUAAAAUAUUUCAUGAAGACUGCACUUUAAAUGUAUGGAAGAGAUUUCAUCUAUUCUGAAAGUUGUCUUGCACCCUGCAGUCUUCAAGGGCAGAAAAGCACAACAAAGCGCUGCAGCAACUCACAGUGCUAGUUCACUCCUAAGACUCAGCCAAACCAUUAUUUUGUGCAAAAGCAAAAGCAGGUGAGUUCCUGGAGAGACGAUUGCAGCCCCUAUACUCUUUUGCGGGCCUUUCUGCUGCCACCCAAACCCAACCUCACAGUUUGUCUCCUUCAGACAAAUCCUGAGCUGUAAACCAUAGAAAGAGCCUUGGUUACGGUUUAUGGUUUGUCUGGAGCAAGAGAAAUCACAUGCCUGGGUUCACACUACAGAUGGGGAAGAAAUUCAAUUCAGGUCUCAUUUGAAGCUAAAUCUAUGAAAAUCCAGACUUUCUGAAAGAAUGUGCAAACUGAAGCACAGCUAUCCUUCAAAAGUCACAUUCAUCCAAAUUUUAUUAAGCAGUUCACCAAAUAAUGUUUACAAACAUACAUAUGUGUGCAUUAAAAGGAAUAUACUGGUGAAAAUAACAAACAAAAUGCAUUACAAUAGGGAAAAAAUGUGCAAAAAUGUGUACAUUAACCAAAACUGCACACUAAAUUCACACUACAAUGCUGAUGAAUUUUCAUGAGAGUUUAAAUAAUAAUAAUAUUGAAAUACUUUAUUAUCACUUGUACAACUUGUAUACAGUGAGAUUACACAUUGGGAGCUCAGAGCCGCAGCGUAUGAAUGCGCCGCCAUCUUGGAACAGUCACCAAUUGCUGCAAAUUGUUGAUAAUGGAUUUUAAGACUGGACAAAUGAGAAGCUGAGAGAAGUCAAUUUGGCAGGUCCUUCCAUUCUUGGUUCAGACAAUAUGCUAAACCAAACAGUGCCUUAGCUCACAAUUGCACAAACAGCAGAGAAAGGGCAAAGAAGCCAAGAUUGCCUCUAGCAGAGUCCGUGUGUUAUGCAGGAAACAAAUGAAGAAACAUUUUAUAAACUUAAUCCUCUGCCCAUUUUCCUGGGAGUAAGUCCCAUUAAAUUCAAGGAUUACACUGUGAAUGAUCCAAGUAUUUUUAUUGUCUGUGUGCUUACUGAUUAUCGUUAAACUCAACUAUUUGUUUCUGGUCUGCUUUUCAAAUCACCUUAGCUGUGCAACUCAGAUUUAAGUAAAACUGAACUGAAACUAGUUCCAGAGGUGUGUGAAACCAGUUACCAAACCUUUAUUCCAGCCUUCACCAACUUAGUGUCCCCCAGAUGCCUUGGACUCCAGCUCCAGCCCUCAUUGCCACUGGUGGCAAUGGCCAAGGUUGCUGUCCAACAGCCGCUGUGGGCUGGAGAACACAGCUUUACGGGCUUAAACUAGAACCAGUCACAGACUCAUCAACCUGAAUCAGGACCAAGCCCAAAGUGUUUAACAGCUCCAUUACACACACUUUUGGAAAUAUGGUACUUUCACCUAAAUGCCUCAUUGAACUGUUUCCUUGUGAACAGAUACUUGCUUUUUCAGACGAAAUAAAUAAAUAAAUAAAUAAAUAAAUAAAUAAAUAAAUAAAUUGACCAGUAGCACCUUAGAGACCAACUAAGUUUGUUCUGAGUAUAAGCUUUCAUGCUCCUGGACAAUUUUUUAAUUUUUUUAUUUAUUUUGACUGUGUCAGACCAACAUGGCUACCUACCUGAUCUUGUUUUUUCAGAUUCUUGAGUGACUAAAGCAGCAUUUAAUUCUUUAUGGUUCUGUGAGGAAUCAGAGAGGAACAUGAUGAACUUGUCCUGUGCUCAGCCAGCUUCCAUUCCUAAAAAGCAUGCAGUACUAAAAAGAAGCAAAGACUGAAAGAGGCACUUAGAAGCAGCAUAUUUCAAUGAGGGAACUUUGAAGUUCUUGGAACAGCAGGCCACCUCUUGAUCUUCACUUCCUCUGCUUUGAAUAUUCAUGUUUUCUACAAAUUCACUUGAGGAGAGCUGAUCAAAAUACAAAUUUCUGCCUCUCAGAAUGGGGAUUUCUGAAACCCAGUGGAUGGAUGGGUCUGGAGACAAACAAGAUGAGGCUGCUGAAAGGAUGAAGCACUUGCUCCUACCAUUUCUCCAUCCUAAAUCCCACUAAACACCUGGAGCAGGUUUGCUUUUGGUUUUAAUGGCAUCAGGGCCCUGUUAAAAGUUGAUAUGUAGCUUGCCUCGUAUUACAAGAUAGUUCUUGGAUCAGGGACUCUACACAUUUCACAAAAUGAAUUCUGGUAGAAUUCUGAACCAUACACUUUCAAAGUGCUCUCUCACAUUAAUAAAAAAAAUCAUUGCAUGUAGAAAAUUAGCAGAUCAGAGCAAAAUAUUUACAGUAGCACUCUUGCUUGUGAGCUAGUUUGCUAUAUAAAGAGAGGUUUCCCUCUCACCCUUGGAGCCUGAAAUAGUACAGACCACAAGCCAACUAUGAUGACAAACCACAGUGUGGGGUCCUUCCUUCCUUCCAGGGGCGUACCAAGGGGGGUGCUGUGGGUGCACCCCACUGAGGGAGGUGACAAAAUGGUGGGUGGCACUUACAGCGGGGCCUGCAGUGCGCCCGAGUCAUGCAUCUCUCCUGGAUGAGCGCCCACAGCCUCCGCGCUACCCCAAACGGGCUUGAGCACCCGUUGCCUCCCCCUCAGCUGUAGGGCGGCUGAGUGGGAGGAGGCAGGCAGACUCCAGAGGCUCCGUGGAGUGUCCUGCCCCAGCUUGCCCUGCCUCACAGGCAGCUGGCCCCAGGCACCCGAUCGGCUUGCUCCUCCCUCCCUCCCUUCCUUCCUUUUGACCUGGAGCUUGUCAUGUUGCCAGGGUGGCACAGGGAGUAAGGAGUUUCAUGGCUCCCACAAUGCUAGCAUCACUUGAAAAGGGAGUUACAAGGAAGCAACACCAACAGAGGAUCAAGCGAUGCCAUUUAACUGAGCUGCAGUUCUAUUUUUCACGGGUGUCUUUGAUAGCUGAACAAUUAUUCCAACUUUCAAUUCAUUGAUCUAAAAGCAAGAAAUCUCGGUGAAUCACAGCUCCGAAAGCACAGUCUUUGUGUGCCUUCCCUGCUGCCCACUUUAUUAUUGCAAUUACAAGCAUCAUUAUGUCAUCUUUUUGCUUCACUUUUUGUUUUGUAUUGAGUGGAAAUAUGAUGAGAUGCUACAGAUGAAAAGAGUAUCUCACACAGCAUUUUCUCUCCAGAUCACUUGGCCUAGGGCUGAACCCAACUGUGCUCUCAGCUAUAUGUUGACAAAUGCAUAUGGCUAAGAGAAAAAGAGAUGAGGCAGAGAAUUUUAAUGAAUCUUAGGCUGGUGUUACUAAUGUCCUUUUCAGAAGAACUUUGCAGGCUUUUUUCCACCUUCAGUCUCUCCAUGGGUCGGUUCUCCUGCCUUUAAGCAAAGAAAUAAUACAUCCACAGUCCUCUUCUGUUCCUGAACUGAUUCAGUGGAGCAAAGUAUUGGGAAGGGAAAUAAUGUGUCGCAGUGGUCCCUGACCUCUCUCUUCAAGGGCAGAAGGAUUUGCAAAUGGGAAGGAGGGUGUGCAACUUACAUGCUCUACAGACGGUGUCGUUUGCAUGAUGUGUGCAUCCCAAGAUUGCCAGGUCUCAGAGGUUUACUUGCAGAUUCAAGAGUUCAGCAUCCCCCUCAGGGGCUCUGGGGGGAGUACUAAAAAAUCAUAACUGGUGGCCACUGAUAGCCCUAUUCUCCAUGAAUUUGUAUGAUCUGCUUUUAAUGCCAUCCAAAUUGAACUAAUUGCCAUCAUUGAACUCUGCUCUGGGUGAAAAGGGGCUUCCUUUUAUCUGUCCUGAACCUUCCAACAGUCACCUUCAUCGGAUAGUUUUAUGAGAGAGGGAGAAAAACUGUUCUCCAUCCACUUUCUCCAUGCCAGGCCUCAUGUUAUAACCUUCUCUCUCUCUCUCUCUCUCUUAUUAAAUUUUAUUGAGUACAAAAAAGAAAAAAUAUACAAGUAACCAACUACAAAAAGUUAAAGAAAAGUACAUAUAACCUUCUUUCAAGUCACCUCUUGUUCACAUUUUCUCUAAACUAUAAAAGUCCCCAAACCUGCAAACUUUCCUCGUAUCGAUUAUUGGCAUUAUUGAUAUUGAUAUUUAAACUCCAAGUCAACCAGCUGGAGCAAAGUAGAAAAUAGUUCCUUAGCUGAGCAAACAGUUGCCAAGAAUUAAGGAAUUAAGAAUUGUGAUCAGCAUCAGAACCAAGCUCACUCACAACUCCUUUCACAUAGAAAUCUAGGCAUUAUUUUCUAGCAACCUAAUUGGGAAGUGAGGCUUUUCAGUUGUUUCUGUUAUUAGCCUUCUGCGAGUCAGACUCUUGUUGUUCUAUUGCAAAUUUCCCGAUCAACUUUCUGCCCCUCCCUGCAUUAGCACACCCUAUUUACAUAUUUAUCUCUCAAUGGAUCUGAGGAAGAACUUGAGAAUAGCAGCAUCUAGACAAAUGGCCCUAUCAAGUGGCAAAGUGAUGCUGCUGUGAAAUGGGAAGUUAUUCCUUCAGAGCUGGUCUCCCCUCCCCCAUGAAGUUCACAGGCUCACUAGGCAGACAAGCCGAUAUAUCUUACGUCCCUGGCCUCUACUACUCGGGCUGUGUAUCUAUAUUAAAUGCAAUGACAGAUCAGACUGUUUUGAAGAAUAAGGUAGAUCUCUCCACAUCUUUUUAUAAUUAAUAUUAUUAAAAAAGAGUUUCAGUUAUAGAAAAUAAAGUGAUGAAAGAAAAAAGUGCAAAAAAUACAUUAAGAAAGAGUAUAGCAUAGUACAUUAAAUAUAAUCAGUUACAUUUCCACACAUUGUUAUAUAGAUAUACAAAAAUAUUAUUGUCCUAAUUCAUGUAUGAUUAUUAAUAACCUACAAUAUUCUGAACAAACUCAUUCCAAAUGUCAAUAUAUUUGUCCAGAAAAAGUAUAUAAGUAGUCCGUUCCUCUGCUGCAAAUGUUGUCCUGUCGUCAAUUCACUGUUUGUCUUUAUUCUUCCAGUUCAUCAGGAUCAGCCUCUUGGCCACAGUUAGGGUGUGUAGAAUCCAUUUUUGUUGUCUCAUUGUCAGCUUCCAUACAAUAUAUACAGAAUAAUAUAUUCCUCUGAAAUUUUUAAUUUUCCCCCCACAGUCAUAUUUAGUGAGUAUGGGGCACUAUAAAAACAUAUGUAUCAAAGAGGCAUUAUCCUUAUUACAUCUCCAACAAAGAACUACAUUAGACAGUCUUUUUUAAAUACAAGUCCAAUAAAUCCUAAAUAUUAUUUUAUGUUGUAUAAGUCAUAAUUUAAGAUCCAUCAAUACAAUCACUAUAGAAGCUAAAACUUUUUCCCACUGCAUAGGGAGUAUUGGAAGAUCCAGUUCUUUAUUCCAUUCAUUUCUUAAAGUCUGCAUGUCAAACUUAUUUAUUGAUAAUAAAUAUUUAUGGAAAAUGAUCACUGGUUUUUUAGUUUCAAAAGAUUUAUUCCGUUGCUCCAAUAUCUCUGGUGUCUCAGAAGCUGUAAAAGCUGCCAGUCCAAACAUGACACUUAGAAGAUGCUGUAGUUGCAGAUAUUGCAGAUCUCCUCACAUCUUGCUAAAAUCUCUUAGAUGCCUCUGCCUGGAUUCUGCACAGACUCAAGUCAAGAGGAAGUGGAACCUGGGAGCAAUUCUUUAGACCAUGUUGAGCCACAAUUAUAGCCACGUCACACAUGUUCACACAUACAACAAAGAUGUUUAAAUUGAAAUGUGUGAAUGCAACAAAAGUGUAUAUCAGAUAAACAGCCAUCAAGGAAUAUAGGUGCCACUCUAGGGGACUGUGCGUGCUUGGGCACCCACAAUGAUAUAAUUAUGGGGACCAGGCACCCACAAAGCCCAUGAGCAAAGCUGGCAGGCGGCUGUAGUGCUGCCUCCAAUAAUAAUAAUAAUAAUAAUAAUAAUAAUAAUAAUAAUAAUGUAUUAUUUAUAUCCCGCCCAUCUGGCUGAGUUUCCCCAGCCACGCUGGGCGGCUUCCAAUCGAGUGUUAAAAACAGUACAGCAUUAAAUAUUAAAAACUUCCCUAGACCGGGCUGCCUUCAGAUGUCUUUUAAAGAUAAGAUAGCUGCUUACCGAGAAGGCCCUCUGUCUGGUUCCCUGUAACCUCACUUCUCCCAAUGAGGGAACCGCCAGAACAGAAGGGGACAGGAAAAACAGAACUUAAAGGGUGGGGGGCUACAUUUCUUCUUUUUCCUCCCUCUCUCACCCUAUUUCACUAGUGGGAGACAGUUGCAAUUUUGGCUACCGAGGAUAAAGAAGCAAACUGCUCAGAGCAGACUAACUCUCCCAAAUCCUUCCAAGACAGCUUGCGGUAAAAAGUGCCCGCUUCCCCAAAUCCAGCUCCAGUUCCCAAGAGUGCAAUUUCCUUUCCUUUCGUUUCCUUUUAGUUACACGGCAUAGAUGCAGCACUAUUCUCUGGCGCCAUCUGCAGGCUCCCUCACUGUCUUGCAAGGGCAGCAUUUUGAGCACACCUGUCUUCAUUCCUAGGAGGAGGAGGAGGAAGAGAAGGAGGAGAAGUACAAGCUGACUUGUUUAUCACUUGCUGCCCCUGGGGAUUUCUUUACCUGCAUGGCAUUACCUUCCUUAAUUUGCUGGAAGCUACCCAGAGUGACUGGGGCAAAUCCAGUCAGAUGGGCAGUAUAUUAUUAUUAUUAUUAUUAUUAUUAUUAUUAUUAUUAUUAUUUGUUUCCUAUAAGAAAAGCCCUUCUAAAACAGACCAAACACCCAUUUAGUCCUGUAUUCUAUUUCCAGUCAUGGCCUACGAGUCGUUUUUGUGUUUAUCCCAAACAACUGUUAUACCAUCUCUGAACAUGAUGUUUUCAUUCAGUAAUCGCUGCACACAGCUGUUGAUAGAUCCAUCCUUUAAGAAAUUUAAAACCCAUCUCUGCCAUCUAAGCCAGAUGUGAAGAAUCCGGAAUGGGGUGCCCAGUGUGGCCCUCUCCACUUCACCUGCCUUGCUUGGCACCCUCUUUGGGUGCUUUUACCCAGCUAGAAUGUAGCCUUGGCCUCUGAUCAUGCCACUUGCUUGGCUGGACAGAAAUAUUUAUUUAUUGGUGGGUGUUUUUCUUUUUGUAAAUCCAACAAAGAAUAAAAUACCAUCAGGAUUAAGGGGCUUUCUCAGGACAGUGGAGAGUGUGCUGUACCCUGGGGGUAUAGCGUUGGUGGCAAUGCUCUGUGCAAAUUGGGCAGUCAAGAAGGGUCAUGGGCGGGGGGGAGUGAGAAAUGUCCCUAGUUCCACCUGAUGAGUGUUGGGGGUUUAGAGGAAUGUCAAACAGUCUGCCAUAACUAUGCCUGGCCUUGUUUCGUGCUGCAGUCAAGCCACGUGCAUGCAGGGGACAAUUUAGGCAUGAUCUUUUGAGCUGAGGGGAGUGGGCCUGAGAAGUGGACACAGUUCCACACAAAAGACACCAUAUGUGAACCGGAAUUUGCACAUGCCAAUUUGUGUGACUCACUUCAUUAAUGGCUAUCUUUUCCCUUUUUGGCAAGGAUGAAAGAGUGUGGCUCACACCUGAUUCCAUCCUUUGAGUGGUGUCAGCUGCACUUGCUCCCGAGUUGUGAGUCUUUUUCCCAGCACACAAAGGAUGUUACUGUGAAGGCAAAAGUCUGAACCAGCCUCAUUCUUGAACCAGACUAUGGAUUUUCCUUUGAGCACAGUCAGAAGUGCUCAAUGAAGGCGGAGUACACAGUGAAGGCAGAGUGAAACAACGCGUUUUGUCAGAUCAUCAAGUUCUGUGGGCUGAGCAUUGCUAGCUGCUUUAACGAGGCUAUAAAUCAAUCUUCACAGCAGAACUAGGUCCUACUAUGAAGUAUGGCUCUCUAAACACAUUUGCAGGCCCACGUUCCAUCCACUUCACAGAACUGUGCAUCAGAGGAACUUUUUAAGGAUCACACAGUGGUUUUCCAAAAGGCCCAGAGGUGGCGUGAGGCUGUGGGGGGGAGAGGGGGAAUGGGCUUUUAAUUUCCUUUGUAAUUAGAAUUUGAUUGCUAGCAUAAAUUAUCUUGCAAUACUUCCUUCCUUUUGUGCAAGUUAUUUCCCACAGUGAAUAACUUCAAAUUAAAUGACUCUUAUCAACCCCAAGGCAUCAGUGUUUAAAAUCUCAGAGUAGGUUCCUUCAGUCUGGGAAUUAUAAAUGAAACAUAAUUAUGUUUCUAAAAAAAAAAAAUCUAUGUUGAGUUUUGAUUCCUUUUUCCCUGUUUUAAUUAUAUUGUCAUAAUUCCUCCCCCCGACACACCAAAAAUAAAAGAGUAAAUGCAAAUUGGAAUGGCAGCCAAUGGAAAUGAGAUACAAAAUUAAGAUUAACUUUUCUUCAGUUCAGAUUGUUAGAGUUGCUGCAAAUGGUACCCCUGCCCUGACCCUUGUGCAGAGUAGAAAUGAAUUUGCUCUCCAAAGUUUCAAAGCUUUACUUUAAUAUAGCUACAUAUAAACAUUAUAAAGAUACACAGUUACAAUUUAUGCUUAAACAAGCAAGCAAUGCAGUCCCAUCUUAUUUUUUAGUCCUUAAUGCAGUUCAGUAAACUUUCCUCUCUCUGGUCCCAGAGAGAGAUAAUAAACUUGUUCAUCAUAGCAGAACAUCCCCUCCAACAUUUCCUGCUGUCCUAAACCCUCAAACGGAAACAUUCAACACCCAACCGUUCCUUAGCAUGUUUACUAUAGUUAAACUCCUAAUGUAAACUUCUCUUUCUAGCAUUUCAAAUACAAUAUAUUCAAGCACAGCAUUUUAUGCACAUUAAGCAUAUAUCUUUAACAGAGCCUGGGGGUGCAGUGCCACAGAAUUCCACCAGAGGGCUGGCGCCUCUCUCUGAUUGGCUGCCAAGAGAGUUAGUCAGAAGGGGGUGGAGCCAGCACUUUGGGAGGGAGAAUAAAAGGAGAGAGAAGCCGAUAGUCUAACUAAGGGAAAGAGCAGGAGGGAGAGUUGCAGAGUUGGUUCUGCUCCGUGUGUGGAACAUCCACUCUGAGGAGCAGAAUAUCCACAGCUAGAGAAAGGAGUCUCUGAGCUUAGAUACGAAGACCGAGUGUAGUAUCUUGGGAGAGUAUUCAGACAGGAGGAAAGGGAAGGCUGAGUUUGUCAGUCAGGAGGGGAGGGAUCCUCUAGACAGAGAAGCUCCCAGACCAGUUAAGAGAGGUGUGGGGAUCCAAGGGAUGGAAGUACCUCAGGAGUGGGAGUGAGGAAAGGUUGGGAAACUGACGGAAAGUCCCCCCUUCUUUAGGAGCCAAAGUGUUAAGCUGAAACACCUACACAACCACUAAGUGAAGGAACUGAAGUGAAAUAACGGGAGAGAAGCUGAGCAUCGGUCAUCUAGGCUGGAAACCUGUAACAUCGAACUGAAGAGUAUUAACUGAAAAUAAGCAGCUGAAGUUGAAAAGAAGCUCCAUGUUUACUACCUUGUUUAGAAGCCUGAAACACCCACUAGAUUUAUUAAGUUAACUGUUCCCUGAAAGAACUUCAUCUCCCGACAAAUCAUUUGUUUUACCAACUUUACUCUGUAUAAUAAAUAUUUCUUUAUUUCUUCUGCCUGAGUCUCCUACUAUCAAAGUUUUACUUUCACACAAAACCCCAAAGUCUUCAAGAAGAUAGGAGAAACAUUGGCUGUGCAAGUAACACUUGAUGGAUAAUGUGUAAGGAAGUCUCUGAAAGUUCUAAAAACUCGGCAAGGAUGAUCUGUUUGUCAACAGUUGCUUAAUCCAGAUAGCAGGACUCAGUCUUGUGGCCAGACAUCUUGCUGUAGAGAAAGGCUAAGGGACAAUAUAUAUUUUUAAGGUGUAUCCCUCACAGAUGUUAACAACAUGUCUAAAAAUGUUAUCUGAAAAUGUGACCAAUUCCUCAAGACAAUUUUGACUGCAGCUUAGUGGCCAAUGGGGGGAAGGUUGCUUCUGCCCAUGACACCCGUGUUCUUCAUGAUCCAUGCAAAAAUUCAUUAUUGCAAAACCUUGGAUGUGUUGAGUGUGAGGGUAUAAGACAGAGAGAACAGCAUACCUUCCCCAACUCAAAAUUAUGAGUUGAAUGUGCAAAAAAUGUAGUUUCUCAGGAAGCAACGGCGUAGCUGAGGCAACUGUUUCUGAAUCAUGCUCCAGAAAUGAGUAACAAUUCUCCAUUCUGCUGUAAAAGUAGACAUAAUUGGGAUCAUGAGGCAUGAACACCUCUCCCAUCCCUUCCUGCUGCCCCAGCUGCCACACCCAUGGGGUCCUCCGCUGCCUCUUCCCAUCACCCCAAACUUAGUGGUUAGAGCAGCAAUUAUGACAGCCAUGGAGAUGCCUCUUUGCAAGGUCUCCAUUCCUCUUUAGUACUCCAGAAGAAGCAUCCUGUGCCUGAAAGACCUUGGGAGCAUCCUGUUUGCCAUAGGUGAGAACUCUUAAUUGGAAUGUCAGGCACCUGGAACUACACAUGCCAGCGCUCCGUGCAGCCGUGAUGCUGUUGUAAGUAUAUGGGGCUGCAUCACAGAUGCAAAUAGUCAUCAGACCUGUAACAUCCAGGAUGUCUGAAGGAAGCCUCAACCAUUUAUUUUGAGGGCCAUCCCAUUUUGAGGCACAACACUUUGAUGACUCUUUGUUGGAAUAUCUGAGUCUGUUUCAUCAAGACAGCUAAGCUCAUGCUAUAUGCUGUUAACCAUAGCUAAUUCUUCAUAUUCUGACAUGGAAUGGUAAUAAAGGUAGAACCAAAUUGUAAGUAAAAAACGAACAACACCAUAACUCUGUACAAAUGAUUAGAAGAUUAGUUUAUGCAAAAUUAUUUCUUUGCUGGUUUUAGCUUUGUUGAAGCUCUGUUGACAAAAAAUGAAAUUGAUUGUUUAUGCACACUGAAAAGAAGGGCAAAUGCAUAGACUAGAAACAUUGUUUUCUCUCUCUUAUUUCUGGCAGCUCCAUUCAGUUCUUCCAAAUCUGCAGACAACACUGUUAAAUUUGAUAUUUACGGUGAUGGGAUAGGCCGAUACAAUGUCUUCAAUUUCCAGCACAAUGGUGGUAAAUAUGCCUACUUAAAGAUUGGCCAGUGGGCAGAAACUUUGACCCUUGAUGUUGACUCCAUCCACUGGUCCACAGAUGUUGUUCCAACUGCCCAGUGCAGUGACCCCUGCCAACCUAAUGAGAUGAAGAACAUGCAGCCAGGAGAUGUCUGCUGUUGGAUUUGUAUUCCCUGUGAACCUUUCGAGUACCUUGCUGACGAAUUCACCUGCUCAGAUUGUGGACUUGGGCAAUGGCCCUCUACGGAUCUCACCAGCUGUUAUGACUUACCGGAAGAUUACAUCAAGUGGGAAGAUGCCUGGGCCAUAGGGCCUGUGACUAUCGCAUGCCUGGGCUUUGUUUGUACUUUCCUAGUUGUGGGGGUCUUCAUAAAGCACAACAACACUCCUUUGGUCAAAGCUUCAAGCCGUGAGCUUUGCUACAUCCUCCUCUUUGGAGUCUUCCUCUCCUACAGCAUGACCUUCUUCUUUAUUGCCAAGCCCUCGCCAGCCAUUUGCACCUUGCGCCGUCUGGGCCUGGGCACAUCGUUUGCCACGUGCUAUGCUGCCCUCCUGACGAAAACGAACUGCAUUGCCAGAAUAUUCAAUGGGGUGAAGAACGGGGCUCAGAGGCCUAAAUUCAUCAGCCCACGUUCUCAGGUCCUCAUUUGCCUGAGCCUUAUCAUGGUGCAGAUUGUGGUGGUGUCUGUGUGGCUGAUUUUGGAGGCCCCGGGCACUCGUCGAUACACCAUCCCUGAGAAAAGGCAGACUGUCAUAUUGAAGUGCAAUGUCAAGGAUUCUAGUAUGUUGAUCUCCUUAAUGUAUGAUGUGAUCCUUGUAGUCUUAUGCACUGUGUAUGCCUUCAAAACAAGGAAGUGCCCAGAAAACUUCAAUGAAGCCAAAUUUAUUGGUUUUACAAUGUAUACGACAUGCAUUAUUUGGCUGGCCUUUCUGCCAAUCUUUUAUGUGACAUCAAGUGACUACAGGGUAAGUUUUCCACCAUCAUUUUAGCCAGAUCCAGUGCAAUAUUAAAUAUUCUGCUCAGAUUAACCAAUGAAAGUCUGCUGUUUUUAUGUGUAGUGGAUAGGGAGCAGUGUAUCAUGGAACAGGAGAAUCUCAGCCACUGCUUCUUAGGCCAGAAUACACAGGAUGCUAAUGCAGGAUUGGGGCUUUGGGUUCAAGGAGAGGGGGGGUUAACCUUUCUUCUCCCUUAACUGUGGUCCAAAUGAAAAAUCACUCCACCACCCCAGUUUCCCUCCUAAGACAAACAGCAGCUUUGGGGGACAAUUUUGUUUGGACUAUGUUGGUGUAGGAAGAAAAUGAAACCUGCAGUUCUGAACCUGAUUGGGUUCCCUCACACUUGACAUUUACACAACUUAAACACACUUAACAUCACACAAAGUUUGGCACUUAGCAUGAGAGUAAGGUCAUUACAUUUACACAAGUAAAUGCAGGAAUCUUUUUGCCUAAUGUGGGGCUCAAACCCAUGACCCUAAGAUUAAGUGUCUCAUGCUCUACCGAAAGAGCUGGAUGUCAUCUUUGUAGUGCUGGAGGGAAAGCAUAUAUGAGAUGGUAGUUGGAAGUAUAAGCACUUGGGUGAAAAUUUGGUCAAUACUAUUCAGCGGCAGCUUAGGUCUGAAUAUUAAUGGCUCAAGGACAAACAAUAGUAAAAGUCUGUUGCUUGCAGGAAAAUUUCAAGCAGGGUGUGAAGGCAUUUAACUAUUGUUGGAGAUUGUUCAUGCUGGACUACAUGAACUCUUGAUCUGAUUCACUGGGACAUAUUUUUGCUCUUCUGCUCCUAUGUUCCAAAAGGAAUUGAGUUUGUCUUCCUGUAUGUCUGGAGAAUAAGGCUGCUCAUCAUGGUGGCAGCAUGAGUGCUGUUGCGUUCCCACCCUGCUUGUGAGUUCCCCAUAGGCAUCCCAUUGGCCGCAGGGUUCGAGGGGCCUCUGGUCUGAUAUUGUGUUUGUAUUGGGAAUUCAGAAUUCAUUCCUGCUGACCCUUCUGGUUUUUCUCCAUGCAGGUUCAGACCACAACCAUGUGCAUCUCUGUAAGUCUCAGCGGCUUUGUUGUCUUGGGGUGUCUGUUUGCCCCCAAAGUGCAUAUUGUCCUCUUCCAGCCACAGAAGAAUGUGGUCACGCACAGGCUGCAUCUCAACAGGUUCAGCGUCAGCGGAACAGGAACCACUUAUUCCCAAGGUAAUUAAAGAUCAUGGCUGCUGCCUUCAGAGGCCCCCCCCCCAAUUCUUGCUCUCCUAAUUUCUCCAUCACUUGGUGGGGUGGGGGGAGCAGGCAGAGACAAAAGUGGGCAGAGAAGCACGUGUGAAUUCUACCUUUGUGCAGGAGGCUGGUUGCCAUGUGCAAGGGCAUAUAACAUGCCCCCCCCCCAACAAAGUAAGACUCUUUAUUUGAGGACAGUUUCCAGCCAGGCUGGAGAUGCCUGGAGGAACACAUUUGGUCCCAGGGGGCUGCGAUUUCCCGGUCGUGGUUUACGGUAAUUGAAUUUUGAAAUAAACAGCGCCAAGGCGGGUGGGAAGUAGCAACUGAAACACCCAGUAUUGAAACAGGGGGGGACUUGGGUCUUUCAAAUUUCAGCAGCACCCUGUGCAAGGCAAAAACUGCUCUGCCCGUCUUUCCCCUUCCGUUCUGCUCAAUUCACUGCAUCAUAUUGUGAUGCCCUGCAGUGCCCCCUUUGCCCAGCACCCAGUCCGGAGGAACCUGUUGCGCUGCUCUAAAUCCGCCUCUGGUUGAAAGCAAGCAAUAAAAAACCAGCAUUGGUUUUAUUUUUAUUUUUAAAAACCCCAAGUUCCAGAAAUGGGACAGACGCAACUAGGUUGUUUUUUAAAGACACUUAUAAAGCAACCAGCUCAGCAACCAGCUUGCUAAGAGCCACAGAAGAGGCAGGAAUCUAAGGGGAGCUGGUCAGGCAUGCAGGAUGGACAAAGCCCUUCACCUGCUGAAUUUCUGCCUCCCAUGCAGUUCUUAACAAACAGCACCGGAGAAACAACUGGUAUAGAAAAUAAGGGUAUUCCCUUUGUAUUUUCUUUCAACCCUUAAACAUGCACACAAAACACAUGCUCAAAGCCUGCAUGAUCCAGCUGAUAAGAGUCCUGGAUACACAGUGCAAGAAUUCAUUGAGUUCCUUUGGACAAGCAUCACCUUCAAUUUAUAUCUAUAAAAGCUAGGUGUGUGGGGUUUAAUUGGUAGAUCAGUCAACUGAACCAGUGGUAGUUUGAUUGAACAAUUGAUUUACUUAGUUGCAAUACUUAUUUCUCACUUUUUAUCCCUGAGAGGCUUUAAAAGUGUCUUGCACAAGAAAAGCGUGCUCUAGUUCAAUAACAUGUUGCUUCUAAGGUGCCUAGCAGCUCCCUGGGGCAACACUUCCCUCCCUCAUCCUUGGUCUUCACCCUUCAGCUGCCAUCUAGGAGCAAGGCCUUCUGAGGUGAGGGAGUGGAUCUGAGCAGCUGAAUGGUGCUCAGGCCAUAAGGGGGACAAAUCCUGCCUUGCUUGCAGUUGCCAAGGGACAACUCUCCCUGAUGUCUUCUGAGGCAAGAGACUGGAGGUGAGCACCUGAACUCCCCCAGCCCAAGACGGGGGCAAAUCUUCCUUUGACUGGGCUCUAAUAAACUGAAAGCAACUGAUUACUGGAUUACUGAUAAGAGGCAUUACAUAAGCCAGAGGAUUUUGAAAGUGCUGAGACUUAUUUGCUAAAAAUCUCUAGCCACUGCAAUUCUCAGGAUUCCAUACUUCAGAUUUAUGGUAUUUUUGAAACUGUGGCCUACAUUUAUUAUUUAUUAUUUUAUUUAUUGAAUUUAUAUACUGCCCUAUACCUGAAGGUCUCAGGACUGUUCACAGAACAAAAUAAGAAUAUAAAACCACAAAAUAUAUAAUCAAAAUGAAAGCAACAACCCAAUAACCCCCCCCCCCCAAAACCCCACAUUUUAAAUAGGAUGCCCUACCUAAUGGCUGUUUCUGUAUUAUCAUCUGUCUGGUGUUAAGGCAUUUAGUUCUCCUCUUCAUCAUUUCAAGACCAAGUGCUAUUUGCACUUGUAUUAAAAACUCUCUGUAGCUCCUGGCAAUGUUUCUCUUUCAGCCUCUGCUAAUGUGUAUGUGCCAACCGUCUGCAAUGGAAGAGAAGUUGUGGAUUCCACCACCUCAUCUCUGUGAUCAUACAGCUGGCGCUGGCAUUCCUAGACAGCUGGGAAGAAUUGCACAUUUCUUGUGGACUCUGGAAAAAGAACAUUUUUUUUAAAAAAAAAGACUAGCUUUUUUUUUCUAGAAACAGUGUAAUAAAUUAUUUUUGAGGACUGUACAGUAUAUAGUGAUGUUCUUUUUAGAACAAAUUUAGAGCCUUCUGUGAUUAACUGUUCUAAGGGAUGUUGCUGUGCCACCAUGUUGACUCCGCAGUGAGUGGAAGGUUGGCUGCCAUGUUUGGUGGCUUUCUUUCUAAUGAGACUUUUUGUAAUUCCUUGUUGUAAUUUACUUAGACCGCAUUUCUAUGUUGUAUAUUAUGGUUACAUUCUGUGCAACAAAUGGUUUUCACAGCUGUAUUAAUUAAUGUAAAGUUGUCAAUAAUAAAACCUGAAAAGCUUUUCAGC
This is a messenger RNA of Podarcis lilfordi (Lilford's wall lizard), 32911 nucleotides long. Lineage: Eukaryota; Metazoa; Chordata; Lepidosauria; Squamata; Lacertidae. The record is from the annotation of a GenBank genome assembly.